Messenger RNA from Cheilinus undulatus (humphead wrasse), 1299 nucleotides. RefSeq names its product zona pellucida sperm-binding protein 3-like. The record is from RefSeq and is a predicted model, not a curated record. Bases 1 to 1299 code for a protein of 432 amino acids. Gene Ontology annotation, molecular function: acrosin binding. NCBI's taxonomy places the organism in Eukaryota, Metazoa, Chordata, Actinopteri, Labriformes, Labridae. Gene Ontology annotation, cellular component: extracellular matrix. The transcript has 8 exons. Gene Ontology annotation, biological process: positive regulation of acrosome reaction; binding of sperm to zona pellucida; egg coat formation.
AUGGUGAUGAAGUGUUCUGCUGUGUGCCUCGUGGCACUGGCUGUGCUCGGCAGCUUCUGCCACGCUCAGUGGGGAAAACAGGAAGCUUACAAUCCCCCACAGUCUAGAUACCAAAAGCCAGCACCUCCUGUGAGACAGGAACCCAAAAAUCCGAUGCCUCCCCAACAGUCAAAGCAGGAUUUUGAGGUACCGCUCACUUGGACAUAUCCUGAAGAUCCCAAACCUGAGACCCCACCUGAGGUCCCCUUUGAGCUGAGACAUCCUGUUCCUGCUGCAACUGUCGCUGUUGAGUGCAGAGAGAGGGAUGCUCAUGUGGAAGUCAAGAAGGACAUGUUUGGGAUCGGCCAGUUUAUCAAUGCUGCUGACCUUACCCUGGGAUCCUGUGGUGCUGUGGCAGAGGACAAUGCUGCUCAGGUGUUGAUUUUUGAAUCUGAGCUGCAUAACUGUGGCAGCUUAUUAGCGAUGACAGAAGAAGCCCUCGUCUACACUUUUGUCCUGAACUACAACCCUCAACCUCUGGGCGGAGCUCCUGUGGUGAGGACCAGCAAAGCUGCUGUAAUUGUGGAGUGUCACUACCCAAGGAAGCACAAUGUGAGCAGCCUUCCUCUGGACCCUCUUUGGAUUCCUUUCUCUGCAGUUAAGGUGGCAGAAGAAUUCUUAUACUUCACCCUCAAGCUCAUGAUGGACGACUGGCAGCAUGAGAGGCCAAGCUACCAGUAUUUCUUGGGAGACAUGAUUAAUAUUGAGGCUUCUGUCAAGCAGUUCUUCCACGUGCCUCUGCGUGUUUAUGUGGAUAGCUGUGUGGCUACUCUUGCACCUGACAUGAACUCCAACCCCAGAUACAGCUUCAUUGAGAACCACGGGUGCUUUGUUGACGCCAGGAUUACAGGCUCUGCCUCUAAGUUUAUGGCUCGCACUGCAGAGAACAAGCUCCAGUUCCAGCUGGAGGCUUUCAGGUUCCAAGGGUCUGACAGUGGACUGCUCUACAUUACAUGCCACUUGAAAGCAACAUCUGCUGCUUAUGUCAUCGACAGUCAACACAGAGCUUGCUCCUACAUUAACGGAUGGCAGGAGGCCAGUGGCACUCAUCCAGCUUGUGGCUCCUGUGACUCUGCGUCAUCUGAACCCUCAAACACUGGCACAAGUGGUGCCUGGGGUUCCAGUGGGGCAACAACUGUUGUGGCUAACCCAGGCAGGAAGAUCCGGGACACCACAAAAACUGGACAAAGUGAAGUUUUCGAAUGGGAAGGUCAUGUCACUGUUGGUCCCAUUCCCAUUGGAGAGAAGGUGAUUGCUUAA